CGGCGGCUCCCGCGGGCGAGGCGGGACGGGCCUGGCCCUCCGUCCGCACGGCACCGACCUGCCCGGCACCGAGCUGCCCGGGUGAAGAGCACAGAGAGGAGCUGCGCCUGCUCCCGCUGCGGGCACGGGGACAGUGACAGAGCCCAAGUGCCCAGCCAGCCCUGGCAUCCAAGAUGUCCUUGAAGGUGCAGACCAGCAACAUCACCAACAAGAAUGACCCCAAGUCCAUCAACUCGCGGGUGUUCAUCGGCAACCUCAACACGGCGGUGGUGAAGAAGUCGGAUGUGGAGACCAUCUUCUCCAAGUACGGGCGCGUGGUCGGCUGCUCCGUGCACAAGGGCUACGCCUUCGUGCAGUACUCCAACGAGCGGCACGCGCGCGCCGCCGUGCUGGGCGAGAACGGCCGCGUGCUGGCCGGCCAGAGCCUGGACAUCAACAUGGCCGGGGAGCCCAAACCCAACAGACCCAAAGGGCUGAAGAGAGCAGCCUCUGCCUUGUACAGUGGCUACGACUUCGACUAUGACUAUUACAGAGACGACUUCUACGACAGGAUCUUCGAGUACCGGGGCCGGGUGUCGCCGGUGCCGCGCGUGGUGCCGGUGAAGCGGCCGCGCGUCACCAUCCCCCUGGUGCGGCGCGUCAAGGCCUCGCUGCCCGUCAAGCUCUUCGCCAGGUCGGCCGCCAUCGCCAACAGCUCGGCCAAGCUCAAGUUGAAGAGCAGCGAGCUGCAGACAAUCAAAACGGAGCUGACACAGAUCAAAUCUAACAUUGAUGCUCUCCUGGGCCGGCUGGAGCAGAUUGCUGAGGAACAGAAACUGUCUGCAGAGGCCCGGAAGAAGGCAGAGAGCAGCAAGAACGAGGUGUCCCAGGAGGACACGGCCUCCGAGGCCGAGGCCACCGUGGAGGAGCCGCUCAACGGGGACGAGGGCGAGGAGGAGGGGCUGGCACGGGAGUGUGAAGAUGAACUGGAUAACAGCCAUUACACAGACGUGGAGGAUGCCAGGCUACAGUAACCAGCAUGGAGCUUGGCUGCUCAGCUGGGUCACUGGCCAGCCCUUCGCCCCCUUUCCUGAGUGACAAAUCUCUGGGGUUCGAGGACAGUGCUGUAGCUCCCCCUUCUCUCCUUGCAGCUGUGAGCAACAGUGUGAGGAAAGCACGAGGCUAAACCCUGUCCUGGCACGUUGAGCAAGGCAAGCUGAAUGGAAGUGCUGCUGUCAUCUCUACCUGGCAUUCAAAGGAGAAACAUGGCCCAACAUCUUCCAUCCAUCUGUAAAGCAAAGGCAAAGAAAACUCAUCCUCCCAGCAGAUCCCCACCACCCCUGCAAUGCAUUCAGAGCUCUGCAGCCAGCAGAGGAGGCAGGAGCCAGACCUGCACAACCCAGAGCCACCACAGAGACCAGGAGAGCAGGUGUGUCCCCAGGGCAGCCAGAGGUGUUCUAGAGCUGCUUGCAGGAGAGCAGAGAGCUCAGCCCAGCCCAAUAAAGACAUUUUUCCUGUGUGAGGUGACAGCCAGAGCAUUUCCUAACUGAGGGAAAAGCAGUGUCUCAGUCUGGACAGUUUGUGUUCUUGUGCCCCAUGAGCUGCUGUGUGUCCACGGUCACUUCCAGGUGGAAAGGAGUCGGUGCUGGAGCAGCUGCUGUGCUCUGGAAAGCUGCUUGAGGAGGGAAGGGGAGAGGAAGCUGCAGGAAAGCAAGUGAUCCCAAGCAGGAGAAAGCAAGCAAACACCACCUUCAGUGGUUUGGUGUCCUCAUUGUCCACCCUGUCAGGGCUGAGCAAGCCUGUGCAGAGUGAGGGGCAUGGAUGAGACCCUUUCCUUGGACCAGCUCCUCCUGGAAGGGAGGUGGAGCACCCAACUCCUACAGCCUGGAGCCAGAGACAUCAGCCCCUUCCCUGGCUGCCCACACCUCCCCCUGCCCCAGUCAGGGCACAUCAGGAGCGUGGUGCUGCUCUGCUCCUGCCCGAGCUCCAUGGCCAGGGUGACAGCGUGCCUGAGGCUGGCACAGGGAAUGCCCCGGGCAUGGUGCAUGUGGGUGGGCAGCACCUCCCUGCUCCCCAGCUCCCAGCUGCUGUGCCCCUGCCCCGUGCUGCCAGCGGAGGCUCGUCGUGGGACCCCGCAGCCGAGAGGCCUCAGCCGUUCUCUCCUCGUUCCUCCUUCCUGGGCUCCUCCCGUUUCCCAGGGACUAGAACUCACGCAGCACUUUACUCACACCUGGUGUGUCCUGCCCGCCCCUUCCCCUCCAGAACACACACACACACAGCAGUGCUUGGAACCCAGAGCAGAGUCCAACCUUCCCCCUGGCCAGUCCCUCCCACGCAACACCUGCCUGGUCCUGACUGCUCCAACCUCAUCCACAACAUCUCUUGGAAGGGUGAAGGGUAAACAGCUCCAGGGGUGUCACUUCCCUGCCCCUGGCGCCAUCCUGGAGCACGCAUGGCUCUUGAAGCACAAAGUUUUCUUUGCAUUUCUUGGUUUGGGCUGCUUGAGGAGGGGUUGGAGGGAGAGCCGUGCUUGCCCCGCCCUUGCCUGGUUCCUGUGCAAGGUCUGCACCGAGUUGUCCCUGAGCUGUUCUCCAGGCCUGGAGAGAUGAGCUGCAGGUUUGGCUGUGAACUGACCGUGCUGCUGCUGUUUGGGAGAGAAGUGACCUUGUACAUAUGAUCCUGUAUAAUAAAAGAAAGAAAUCUAA
This is a messenger RNA of Lonchura striata (white-rumped munia), 2684 nucleotides long. RefSeq names its product RALY heterogeneous nuclear ribonucleoprotein (gene RALY). The record is from RefSeq and is a predicted model, not a curated record. Gene Ontology annotation, molecular function: RNA binding. NCBI's taxonomy places the organism in Eukaryota, Metazoa, Chordata, Aves, Passeriformes, Estrildidae. Gene Ontology annotation, cellular component: nucleus.